AUGCAUCACGAUUCUCUUUACCGACGGACGACCGGCUUCCACGGAGAUCUCGCCUUCAACAUCAACGUCAGUGACGACGACCCUCCUAACUGGGCCAAGCGCGGCGUCGCCUUCACGAACUAUUGGUCAAGCUGGAGAACGAGUCGCUCAGUCGAGAGCCUCCAGUUCGCACAGCUGCCGUACGAUGAUGUGGAGGAUUCUGGCAUGACUGGAGGCAAGAAAGACGUUGAACUCGCGGGUCUGCCCCAGUUGUUCAAGGCUAAGGGGUACGAAUCUUUCUUCACGACUGGAUGCCAGACGGAGUAUGACGACUGGAACUCGUUCCUCCCAGCUCACGGAUUCGAUACGGUCUGGAGUCGAGACGAGAUGAUGAAAAUCGCUGAGAGCGACCUGAAUAUUUCCUCCGAUGACUGGUAUGGCGAGCAGCAGUGA
This is a messenger RNA of Phytophthora sojae, 432 nucleotides long. RefSeq lists its product as hypothetical. Lineage: Eukaryota; Oomycota; Peronosporomycetes; Peronosporales; Peronosporaceae. The coding region runs from base 1 to 432 and encodes 143 amino acids. The record is from RefSeq and is a predicted model, not a curated record. The transcript is spliced from 3 exons.